Heterostelium album PN500 is the source of this 3576-nucleotide messenger RNA. RefSeq lists its product as uncharacterized. Bases 1 to 3576 code for a protein of 1191 amino acids. NCBI's taxonomy places the organism in Eukaryota, Evosea, Eumycetozoa, Acytosteliales, Acytosteliaceae. The transcript is spliced from 9 exons. The record is from RefSeq and is a predicted model, not a curated record. Gene Ontology annotation, biological process: long-chain fatty acid metabolic process. Gene Ontology annotation, cellular component: membrane; endoplasmic reticulum. Gene Ontology annotation, molecular function: long-chain fatty acid-CoA ligase activity; zinc ion binding.
AUGUUCAUUUGUGAUGGUUGUGGUGCCACCAUUGAAGGAGGUGUUGUACGAUAUGUAUGUAUAGAAUGUAAGGGUUUGGACCUAUGUAAAAAGUGUUACAAGAGAGAACAAAAGUAUUUCCCACAACAACAAAAUAAAUCGAAAUCAAAGAAAAAGUUGAACAACCAUAACAAAAACAGCAACGAAAAUAAUGAAAUACAUCCUGAUAUCUCAAAUAACAAUAACAGUACAACUUCAACAACAGAAACAGCUUCAACGACUACAAUAACAACAACAACUACUACUACUACUACAAAUAACAAUAAUAGUAACAGUACUAGUCCAGAUCUAAGUUCUGAGGAUCCAUAUCAUCCUAGUUUAUAUCAUAUCGACAAAACAAUACCAUUACCACAUAAAUUCACAAAAGAAACAAAAUCACAAGUUUCUAUGACAUAUUCAAACAGAGGUGAAACAAUCUAUGAAUCAUUACAAAAUUCAUUUAGAGAACAUUCAGAAAGACAUUGUAUUGGAGUAAGAAGAAGAGUUGAAAAGUCUGAAAAGUAUCCAUUUGGACUUGCUGAAUUCCAAUGGUUAACAUACAAAGAGUUUCAAAAGAAAACAGAGAUCUUUGGAAAGGCAUUAGGAAGUUUAGUACCAACUAGAUCAUUCGUAGGUAUAUGUGGUAAUAAUUGUUUUGAAUGGUAUUGUUCCGAUAUCGCUUGUCUAUGGUACGGAAUGGUAGUUGUACCGAUUCAUCAUCAAACCAAAUUGGAUGCAUUUUUAGAAAUUAUUACCAAUUGUGAUUUGGCAGCAAUUGUUAUUUCGUCAGAGGCAUUUCCAAGUAUUGUAGAGUUGGUCAGUAGUGGAAAAUACCAAUUGCUGAAACUGAUUGUUCAUAUGGAAGAUAACUAUGACAACGAGUUGAGAAACAAGUUACCAUCAACCGUUCAAUUCAGACUAUUCUCAGAGAUGAUGCUAUUAGGUAAAAAAGUAAAGAAUGUAAAACAUAAUCCAUUUGGAACUGAUGAUAUUGUUACAUUAAGUUAUUCUUCUGGAUCAACAGGCAUUCCAAAAGGUGUAAUUACCAAGGAUAAAGAUUAUAAUAUAUCGUUGGUUCAUUCGUAUAUCGAUUAUCCUGCGACGGCACUCAGUUAUCUUACUCUGGCACAUUCACAGCGACGAUUCGACUACAAGAUGUUUUAUCACGGUGGCGCCAUCGGUAUUUUCUCGGGAUCGAUGGAUACACUGUUUGACGAUUUGCGUGAGUUGCGUCCUCUCAGCUUCUGGGGUGUUCCGCGUGUCUGGAAUUUGAUUUACUCGCAAUACCAGUCGGAGCUGGAGCAGUUCCGUGCACAGAAUCCCGAGAGCAGUCCAGAGUUUUGCGAGGAAAAGGUGUUGAAGCGAUUCGCCAAUAUCCUGGGUAAUCGUGUCAAGACGAUAGUGACGGGCGGUGCACCCACUUCACCAGAAGUGAUGGAAUUCAUGAGAAAGUGUUGGCCAUCGAUUGGCGUAUCGAAUUCCUACGGUUUGACAGAGGCAGUCGGUAUCUUUGUAGACGGCUACAUCUCUGAGGAUGUUCAGUACCGUAUCGAUCCGGUGCCAGAGUUUGGAUACUCGCCGACCGACCAACCGAAUCCACGUGGCGAACUAGUUGUGAAAACCAAAACAAUGUCCGUUGGCUACUAUAAAAAUGAGCAACUCACCAAUGAGGCAUUUAUCGACGGUUGGUUCAAGACUGGCGAUAUCGUCGAACAAAUUGGAUUCCGUAAAGUAAAGAUUAUCGAUAGAAAGAAACAUGCAUUUAAAUUAAGUAAUGGUGAAUUUGUUGCACCUGAACCUUUAGAAAAUAUAUUCUUGGGAUGUAGUGAAAAGAUUGAACAAAUAUUUAUAUAUGGAGAUCCAAUGAAGACAUUCUUGGUAUCUGUUAUCAUUCCAAAGAAAAAGGUAUUUGAAAGUUUCAAUUUGGAUAUCAACAAAGUAACCAAAGAAGAGUUGGAUAACCAUUCUCAGCUAAUUAGUUUAUUAAUGGCCGAUAUUCAAAGAAUUGCUGUUGAAGAAAAGCUUGCCAAUUAUGAAAUACCAAAAGUUAUUUCUAUUGAUACAACUAAAUGGACUAUUGAUAACGAGUUGAUUACUGGUUCAGGUAAAUUCUGUCGAGGUAAACUAUUCAAGUUUUACAAGGAUAGAAUUGAACAGAUGUAUAGUGUGAUCGAUACAAUUCAACAAGGUUUAAGAGCUGAUAGCAACAACAAUAAUAAUAAUCAUAGCAGUAUAAUUCAAUCAUAUAUUAAAUCAGUGUUGGGAGUUGAUUCAGUUGAUGAAUUGGAUCUUUCAAAGAUGAAUUUCUCACAGAUUGGUGGUGACUCUAUGGGAGCUAUCAAAUUAUCGAAUCUAUUGAAGGAGAAAGAGAAUAUCGAUAUCUCACCUGCUUUCAUUUUGAACAAGAAUAACAAUCUCGAGAAUUUGGAGCAGAUUCUCUCCAAGAAAGAUGAAUUCAAGAGAAUCGAAGCUAUAGAUUGGAAGACAGAGAUGAAGUUGGAUGAAUCCAUUCAGAAACACGAGAAGGAAAUUAAAUCGAUAAAGACUAGCGGAAAUAGUGUAUUCCUAACUGGUGCAACUGGAUUCUUGGGAUCUUAUUUGCUGGCUGAUUUACUGAUGAAACAUGGUGGUUUGGUUUCCAACGUCUAUUGUUUGGUUAGAGGCGCCAGCGGUUUGGAUCAAGCCAGAAACAAAUUGGUUAAUCAGCUAUCAGAGAAAUACCAUAUUAAACUCGAUGAACAACAACAAGCAAGAAUCGUUCCGGUACUCGGUGAUCUAGAGAAGGAUUUAUUUGGACUGACACAAGAGCAAUUUAUUGAGCUGGCAGAUCGGGUAGAUCUGAUUCUACAUAAUGGUGCCGUCGUUAAUAUGGUGAUUCCAUAUCCAAACAUGAAGAGUGCCAAUGUAAAUGGAACAUCUGAAAUUCUUAGAUUGUCAACUUGUAGCACCAAAGCAAUUCCGGUUGCUCAUGUAUCGACGAUCGGUUGUUACUCAGAGAGAAGUAAAGUUUUGACAGAAGAGGAUGUUCCAACACUAAACAAUCUCGACUACAUGAAUGGCUACAAUCAAUCGAAACUCGUUGCUGAACAACUUAUCUACGAGGCCAAAGAGCGUAGAAUUCCAGUGAUUCUAUUCCGUCCUGCAACUAUCUAUGCUAACUCGGAAACCGGUAUAGAUAAUGAGCACGAUUUCGUCAGAAUGGUUAUUAGAGGUGUGCUCUACAUGAAGACCUAUCCACAGCUCUCUGAAUUCAUUGGUGGUGGCGGUGGAAUGUUCAAUUUGUCACCAGUCGAUUGGGUUAGUUCUUCGAUUGUAUCGUUAUCGUUGACCAACGAAAAUUACGUCGAUAGUUCCGAUCAACUCAAAGUAUUCCACAUGAUCAAUGAAAAAUCGGUUUCACUCGAAGAGCUGGUACAAUCAAUGGGUGAAAUCAAAAGAAUUUCACAUACCGAAUGGCUCAAACAACUUGAAUCCUCACCAGAAAACCCAUUGUACUCUAUGAAGAUGGUAUUCAAGUCUGGAUUCCCAGGAUUUGAUUGGAAAAUCAAAGUGUCCUAA